Messenger RNA from Benincasa hispida (wax gourd), 799 nucleotides. RefSeq names its product protein TIFY 5A-like. Lineage: Eukaryota; Viridiplantae; Streptophyta; Magnoliopsida; Cucurbitales; Cucurbitaceae. Gene Ontology annotation, cellular component: nucleus. Gene Ontology annotation, biological process: regulation of jasmonic acid mediated signaling pathway; regulation of defense response; response to wounding. The record is from RefSeq and is a predicted model, not a curated record.
CCAUUUUUUUUAAAAAAUCCCCACUUUCUUUUUCUCUCUCUCUUUUUAACUUCAAAUAUAUAUAUAUAUGUAGACAGAAACAAAACUCACUUCUCCAUCAAAUCCCAUUUCAUUUCUCUCAUUAUUAUUGUUGUUAUUAUUAUUAAUUCAGUUUUCCAUGAAAAUUAACUCCUCGUCUCUCAGAAUGAGGCGAAACUGCAAUUUGGAACUUCGUCUUUCUCCCACCUCCGCCGCCGCCGCCGCCGUCUCCGACCACUCCUCCGCUGCCGCUGACGGCAGCCCUCAAAGCCAACAACUCACCAUCUUCUACAACGGCCGGAUCUGCGUCUGUGACGUUACGGAGUUUCAGGCAAGAGCAAUUCUAGAGUUGGCAACUAGAGAGAUGGAGGAGAAUGCUCAGAACGAAACACCGUCGUCGAUACUACAACAGUCUCUGCCGCCACGACCUACGACCACCCCGGGGCUUUCGAUGAAGAAAUCACUACAAAGAUUUCUGCAGAAGAGGAAGCAUAGAGUUCAAGCAACUUCUCCAUACAACCACUGAAAAAUAUUUAAAAUGGAGACAACCAAAAUUCUAAACAUAAUUUCAAGCCAUUUGGGGCUUAGUUCAAGUUCUUAAUUAUUUUGGUCCUUUUUUUAUUCCAUAGACGUAAGAGAAAGAACACCUGGAGGCUUUUGUAAAUUACUAUCUGUUUGUUUUUGUUUAAUUCUUCAGCUUCAAAAUUUAGCUUUUUCUUCACUUUAAUUCAUUUUUUUUUCUAGAUACUAUAUACAAAUUCAUUCAUCUCAAUUUCUCAUU